Molecule: messenger RNA, 2096 nt
Organism: Porites evermanni
Lineage: Eukaryota; Metazoa; Cnidaria; Anthozoa; Scleractinia; Poritidae
Source: the annotation of a GenBank genome assembly
UCGACGUACACUGGAAGUACUUCGCAUUUUAUUCGCCUUCCUACCGGCGAAUUAGCUCUUGGUUACAAACCACAGAUUGCCGGGCCAAAGUACAUCCCAGGAUCCACUUCAGGAGGUUUUCCUGGAUUUCUUCCUGCUCCCAAAGACGGGGAUACAUUUCCAAUGGCUUACAAGGUUACCAAACCGCUCGAGUUUGACAUGACAGAGUGGUCAAGCAUCUGCCGGGAGCUUAUUGAUGCAGAGCUUACAGUUUACGGAACAAUACUUAUCAGGUUUAAUAUGAUUUAUUCUCGCGACAAGCAUUUGAAAGCCAACAUUUAGGCUAGAGAGAAGUAACUAUCACAAGUGUAUUUCAUCAACAUGAAGAGUACCUUCAAAUAAGCGAGAUAUGACAUGACCCGUCAUCAUGUAAAUGCGAUACGAAAUCAAAAGGUCAUCCCAGUAUGAAACUCGCGCCAGUGUGAAAUGUUACAGGUCAUUUGAUUUCGGGUUAACUUUGAUUUAACCUAGGUUGAUUCUCAAUUUCCUUUGCUUCCGGGCCCUAACUCAUGAAUGAUUAGGGGCUAGGAGACAAAGGAAAUUGACAAUCAACCUUGGUUGAAAAAAUUUAACCUGAAAUCAAAUUUGACCUGUAACAUAAACACCCCCCUAAGUUCUAAACUAGGUACCAUAAAAUUCCGAAAAUAAGCCCCGGGGCUAAUAUUUUUCAAAGGCCCUUUUUGAGGGGCUUAUAUUCAGAGGGGCUUAUCUACGGAGGGAAAUUUGCGUUUAAAAUCGAAUGGGCUAGCCUUAUUUUGGAGGUAAAUUUACCGUUUUUGCUUUGUUUUACUUUGUAUUUGAGGGCAAUUUUCCAAGUACAAGCCCCCAGGGGGCUUAUAUUUGGAGGGGCGAUUUAACGGAGGGUUUUUUGCGUUACCAGUUUGGGGGGCUUAUAUUUGGAGGGGCUUAUACAUGGAGGGGCUUAUUUUUGGAAUUUUAGGGUAUGUGAAAGGCAUUCCAUUUGUUAAUAGAAGAUAUACAAAAGAGGUACCUUUUCUGUCAAAAAUGGAGAAAGUAAAAGGGGAAUCAAUUGAGGUUUCUGGGUAACUGACCUUCUACCUCCCCCCAAGUCAAGAUUAACACUUACUUCACCCUUAGGGUAAAAUCAUGACUUAGUGGAGGGGUAGGUGUUCAGUUACCCAGAAAAUUCAAUUGAUCUCCUAAAAGGGUAAGGUCAGACAUCGGGGUGGAUGGAGCCUCCCCAUACAAAACCCCAGGAAUCAGGUUUAUGACAAACAACAGACACCAAUUUGUACCAAGUUUUCCCUUUACUUGAUGGUUACUGUUCAUUAUCUGUACGCAAGAAUAAGUAGUCUCAUGUCAGGUUUACCCAUAAGUAUUACCAAGAGCCUCUUGGUAUUACUUUGGACAGUUUUCAUCCAUUAAUUUCCUUAUUUCUUAAUUUUGUAAAACAAAGAAUAUUUUCAAAAAAGUAUUUUUUCGUAGGAAUUUGCCACUUCAGAACAUGGAUGAUUUCAGAACUUUCAUUCAUGGACUUGGCUUCAAGUUUUUUGAACAUGGGGUUACUGGUUAUAGGACCCCACUGGGGUCCCAUGUCUACACUGCCUCAGAUGACCCCCCUGAAGUAACCAUGGAACCACAUAACGAGUGCUCAUAUUCACCCCUGGUCCCUAGAAAGGUAUAAUUAGAGCUUCUCUAUAUGUUUUAUAGUUCCGUUUCUCUGUGAUUAUGAGUCACUAUUAUAUGGGUGAAGUCUACAAAGAUAGGAAAUCACUGGCUUUUUAGCCUGCGGACAGCCCCUUGCUCCCUUCUGCACCCCUUUCACAGACUUUCAGAUCUUUUGUUCAGUUAUAAUCAGCAGCACACAAGAUAGACUGAGACUUGAUUCUUCUUUUCUUUAGAUAAUAAUGUAUUGUAUAAAAGAACCUGAUCCAUACUGUGGAGGUGAAACUGUUCUUUUAAAAAACAGUGACUUGACUGCCAUGUUGGAUCCAAAGGUAACGCAAGAGAUGGAGGAAAAGAAAAUUCGUUACCAAGCAUUUCUUCCAAACAAAGAUUCCAAGGCUAAACUACAGAAGAGUUGGCAAGAUCGAUUC